Messenger RNA from Equus caballus (horse), 1612 nucleotides. RefSeq lists its product as uncharacterized. NCBI's taxonomy places the organism in Eukaryota, Metazoa, Chordata, Mammalia, Perissodactyla, Equidae. The record is from RefSeq and is a predicted model, not a curated record.
ACUUGGGAUACAGGUCCUGAGCCAGGGUGGUCCCACCUCCUCCCCCUGCCUGCACCAGGCCUGACUGAGGCAGACCUGACACCAGCCUUUGACCCCACAUUCAUUUCAGAGCAAACGGCUUUGGAGAGGCAUCCGUCCCACGGUUCUGAUGGUGGGCCUGGGCGCUGGAGUGUGGAUCUGGAUGAGGAAGAAGAUGGAGACUGGGAGAGGUGGGUCUGCUCUCCUGCCCGAGGGGCCCGGCUCAGCAGCUGCUCCCCAGGCCCUUCCCACAGAAGAAUCUGCUGACCUGCACACUGGUGGGGCUGAUAGCCACGACUCCCCCUACAUGAAGAUCAGACUCCUGGGACACCCUGAGAAAGACAUGGAGAAGGGCAGCUGCCAUUCAUACAGCCCUGAGUGUGCUCCAGUAAUCCACACUAUCUAUGAGAAGAUCCAGAAAAGCCCAGAACCCCAGGAUGACACCGAGACCACGGAGACACUGGGGCAGUGAGGGGCCUUCACAAGAUCUCCCCCCCUCACCCUGCACUCCAGGAUCUCAAGAUCUCCCUCUUUAAGGUGGAGCUGGGACUAGACCCCAUGUCUUUCUGACCCAUCCCACUGAGACAGCAGAGCAGCAGGAGCUGCUCCCCUGGGUUCCCACCAAAGUUUUCUCCCUUCACAGUGAUGGUGCUACUCUAAUAUCCAAGUACAAGAGGUAAGCCUUUCAGCAGUCAGCCAGAUUUCUGACCUGUGACCAUCUUAACCCCUUUAGGGAACACCCCUGGUUAGGCGGGACAUGCAUAAGGAUGGUCAGGGGAUAGAGAUGCUUUCCUGGAAUAGGGAGGGUCCUGGUGCCUCUCACAAUGAUGAGUCUUGGGUGAAGGAACUUCAGGAUGUCAUAGCCCAGCCCAGUACCCAAGAAUAGAGAAAGCAAUGGCCUUUGACUAUGGACAAGCCAGAGGCUGGCAGAUACAAGAUUCCGGGUCAACUGUGCCUGGGAGGGGUGGAAAGAGAGGGAAACACUUUUUGAGUUCCACCACCUACCAGGCUUAAUCUAAGCACAGUAAAUGAACUAUCUCAGGAUUUUUCAAAUUCAAGUGAUUCACAGACCCUUUUAUUUUUAUUACAUAAUAUAUCCAUGCAGUGUAAAAGUCAAAAGGCAGGUCUUGUUGACAUGAUAAUGUUUCAGCAUCUUAUUGCUAUUGUAAAUGGGGUCUUGUUCCCAUUAGAUCUUCCAACUAGUUGAUUAAAAUAAUGCACAAAUAACAUAUAUAAAUUUUCCUGUUACUAACUUUCUUUUCUGUUUGUAACAGUUUUUCAUUUGAUCCCUUUGAAUAUCUGACUAAAUAACCAUAUUAUCAACAAAUAAUUAUAAUGUUUGCUUCCUUCUUUCCAAUUUUUAUGACUCAUUUCUUUCUCUUGUCUAAUUGCAUUGGCUAAUACCUCCAAAGCCAUGCUAAAUAAUACUGAUAAAAAUGUCCUUGUAUUGUUCCUCACUUUAAUAUAAAUGCUUCUAGUGUUUCUCCAUUAAGCAUGAUGUUUUUAUUAGGUUAAGACAUAUCCGUUUUGUCGUGUUAGGAAAGCAUGUACUUAUUCUUAUAUUAUAAAGAGUUAUACUGAGAACAAAAUGUUA